GUAGCACUUCACUGUCACCGAUCCGUACCGUCCGACGCAAAAAUGAACCUAUCGGGUGCGUAUGGACCAGUGUUGCCACUAACAGAUUCAUUUGUUUUAUGAGAUAUUAACUGAUUUGACUCAUUUAAAAUUUGCUUAAAUUUUUAGAAAAUGUAGGUAUUUGGUAAUUUUUCACUUUAUAAUCCAAAACAUUUUCGACAUCUUUCCCCAACCACAGCUCGUACGACGAAAUUUUAGAAAUUUUACAUCGUUGUCUUCGAUGAGAAUGCCAUAUUCAAUUUAAGAGUGUAUCACUUUCCGUGAUUUUUUGUUUGCAUUCAUUUGGCUUCAUCAACGUUCACUCGAAGCAAAACAGUGCCUGUUUUUUUUUUGGUCCUCCGUUCGCGUAGUUGAUACAUCGGCGCCUCCGUCAUGUCGUCGUCUUCGUCCUGCUGUUGUAUUCCCGGGUGCAGCAAUCGGCAUAUCGAAUGGACCACCCCACUUCCGAGAGAUGAAGUGCUACAGGCUCGCUGGAGCGAAGCCAUUCGGACCGGUACCGGAGGGUUGUCGCCCAUAGAGGCCCGAGUUUGCAAUGCCCAUUUCGUGGACAAAGGAGCAGCUACAGCUUCGAACGAUGGAUACGGUCGACUGCCGGCUUGGGGCUCGCUGGAAUACCAGGAACCGACGCUGUUUUAUAGAAACGACAUUCCACUGCAAGUGACUUGGUGUCGCCUCUGUCUCCGCCAUGGCACACUGGAGAGCAUGUUCAACAUUCACGGACGAUCAUCGAUCACAGAACAAUCCCUAGCCUGGAUGGCAAAUAAACACUUUGGAGUCUGGUUAAACGCUCAGUCUCCAUCGGAGACUCACUACUUUUGUGAGAAGUGCAAACUACGGCUUGAGGCAACACACACCUUCUGGAAGGAAAUUCAGCAGUCCGACCAGAAGUAUCGAAUGCUUCAGGAAAAAAUGUCCAUCCAUAGGCUGUCGCUCAAUUCUUGUGAUUCAGUCCAUUCCUAUCCUACGGAAACUUAUCCUAGUAAUGACAAAGCCACACAAGACGGUAUACCACUUCCGUCAACACGACCUUUUAACUUUGAACCGUUCUCAAAUUCUACAUUAUCGAUGAAACAAAACUUCAACAAAAUGUUUGCCGUUGUCGAGUUUACUUCUGGAACGCCAACUAUCGAAGUACUCGCCGUUCCGACUUCUUGGAUCAAAGACAAUCUGUUAAUGUGGCCAAAACGGUUGAACGGUGAAGCGAUUUACGCUCUGCGGAAGGAAGGAACGCACCUCGACGACUCCAUUGAAACGGAAAACUUUCCCGUUGUGGUCCUACAGCACUUUACUGACUAUUAUUUGGCGGAAAUUGCAGUUCAGGAUAUCCUCAAACAAAGAAACAGAGAUUCGUCAUCCCGGAUCGAUCUUCCUAACGCCAAUCGAGAUGUACUUACUUACACGGCAUUCCGCAACGAAAUCCACAACCUUAAAGCCAAUCUUGACUCGCUAGUCCAAGCGGCAGUGGAAAAAGGUUUCCGCUCCAAAUCGCUUCGCAACAAUGCAGCACAGUCGAGGCAAGCUUCCGAACUGGUAAUGACAAUCCAAGCGGAGGUCGAGAGACACAAGAAGAUCAGCAACGCAUCGGAAUUGGACGAUUUCAACACCAGGUUGGCAGAUCCCUCAGUGGGUCGUAAAUAUUUGGAUUACUUCGCCAAGCUAAUCCACCCGAAUAACUGCUCCAGCGGGGACAACGCAAUGUACACCAUCGUGGACUACCUGUUCACGCGGGACUUCUGGAACCACUUCACCUGGACCGGAAUCAACCGCAGCCAGAAGUCGUCCCGCGGCUUUCGAGAGUUUGCCAACGUCACGCAGCUGCUGCUGAACAUCGUCCUGCUCGGGGACAGCACGUACGAUGCCCCACGGUUGGAGCAGUUCUGCCGGACGAAGCUGUUCCGAUACUGUAAGUCCCGGUCCGCCGGGAAGCAGCUGCGGAAGUCGACCUGCCGGCCCGGCAGAAAGCGACCGGCCGAAGAUUCCAGGAGUUCCGAUGGCGGUGGUGAAGUGGAGCCGGCGUUGGGUGACGGGGGGACCACUGAUUCGAAUGUGGUUUGUAAAGUGGAGGUAUUCAACAAUGACAUGUGGCAACAGCCCGAAACUGAAAAUACGGGAGAGUUUACUGACGAAAUGAUGUGAAAUUGUAAAAUAGAGAAAAAUAUUUGACGCACCAAAUAAAAAAGAGAUGUUUAAAUAAAAAUAAA
Molecule: messenger RNA, 2240 nt
Organism: Armigeres subalbatus
Lineage: Eukaryota; Metazoa; Arthropoda; Insecta; Diptera; Culicidae
Exons: 3
Coding region: 412-2175 (587 amino acids)
Cellular component (GO): nucleus
Molecular function (GO): zinc ion binding
Source: RefSeq, a predicted model, not a curated record